Messenger RNA from Ornithodoros turicata, 902 nucleotides. RefSeq names its product rho GDP-dissociation inhibitor 1-like (gene RhoGDI). Gene Ontology annotation, molecular function: Rho GDP-dissociation inhibitor activity; protein binding. The record is from RefSeq and is a predicted model, not a curated record. The transcript has 5 exons. NCBI's taxonomy places the organism in Eukaryota, Metazoa, Arthropoda, Arachnida, Ixodida, Argasidae. Gene Ontology annotation, cellular component: cytosol; cytoplasm; membrane. The coding region runs from base 116 to 715 and encodes 199 amino acids. Gene Ontology annotation, biological process: Rho protein signal transduction.
GCCAAAAGUUAGUCAGAGGCCGCCAUUUUGUACUUUCUAGUAUCUUCGUGUUUUGAGCGGUUGGGAGAGCAGAAGCUGUUUAGUUCCUUCUUUUGUGAACGGUAACAGUUGCAAGAUGGCAGACGACAAAGAAAUCACCGCCCCUACGGAAGAGGAGGAGGAGAACCCAAACUACAAACCUCCCGCUGCAAAGUCCCUGAAGGACAUCGUGGAGGCCGACAAGGAGGACACAUCCCUGCAGAAGUACAAGGAGACCCUCCUAGGCAGUGCUACCACAGAGCACAUCAUUCUAGAGCCGGACAACCCUAGCUGCGUCAUGGUGAAGAAGCUGCAACUAUUAGUCGAGGGCCGCCCAACCAUCGAACUGGACCUCUCAGGUGACCUGGAACAGCUGAAAAAGAAACCAUUCAUGGUCAAGGAAGGCAUACCGUACCGCAUCCGUAUUGAGUUCUUUGUUCAGCGGGAAAUAGUCACCGGCCUCAAGUAUGUCCAGAGGAUAUUCCGACACGGACUGCAAGUGGAGAAAAUGAACCAGAUGGUGGGCUCGUACGCACCAAAGGCCGAGAUCCAGUCCUUCACGACCCCGGAGGAAGAGAUGCCGUCCGGGAUGUUGGCGCGGGGCUCCUACGUCGUCAAGUCUCACUUUACGGACGACGACAAGAACGAGCACCUCAAGUGGGAGUGGGGCUUCGAGAUCAAGAAGGAUUGGGACUGAAAAGACUCAACACACACCCCCCGCCCACGUUCGCUUUUUUUUUUUUUUUUUUUUUUUCUACCAUCGCGUUACGACAAGUGUACAUAAGUGUUGAGGGUCUUCCCACGCACCUCUCUUAUCGCUUUCUCUCUCUCUCUCUGCUAUUGUUUACUCCCUUUGUAAAUCGAAUUUACGCUUUUUAUUAUUA